Molecule: messenger RNA, 1500 nt
Organism: Aplysia californica (California sea hare)
Lineage: Eukaryota; Metazoa; Mollusca; Gastropoda; Aplysiida; Aplysiidae
Product: ubiquinone biosynthesis protein COQ4 homolog, mitochondrial
Exons: 6
Coding region: 26-907 (293 amino acids)
Biological process (GO): ubiquinone biosynthetic process
Cellular component (GO): mitochondrion; mitochondrial inner membrane
Source: RefSeq, a predicted model, not a curated record
UAAUGCUAAUAUUAGACAUUACAAAAUGUCUGCAGCUGUGAGACACUUUACAUACUGCCGGCUUUCUCGAUGGAGAAAGUGGCAUUCCCAAAGUCUAAAAGUCCCGUCGAGAUCCUUGAGCUCUGGUGAUCAUGCAGAACUUGAUGAAGCUCAUCAUACUGAGGAUCAAGAGACUUCUGAAAACCAGCCAUACGAUGUGUUGUAUCCAGGACACAUCUCCACUUCUUUUUUUCAAAAGUCACUUUUGGCUUUCGGAUCAGGCAUCGCAUGCUUACUGAACCCAGCAAGAGAUGACAUGAUUUGUGCUUUGGGAGAAACAACAGGUCCCCCAGCUUUGAAGUACAUGCAGAGGAAAAUGCUGGCUGACCCAGUUGGAAGGCAGAUUUUAGAAGACAAGCCAUUGAUCAGUACAGAUACUAUUGAUGUGCCAUAUUUGGGGUCAUUACCAGAAGGGACGUUUGGAAAGGAAUACUGGCAUUUUCUUGAUAAGAAUGGAUUUUCCCCAGAUGCACGCCGACCGGUGAACUUUGUGGACGACACAGAGCUGAUGUACGUGAUGCUGCGGUACCGUCAGUGCCAUGACUUGAUGCACACGCUCCUCGGCAUGCCUCCCAACAUGCUUGGUGAGGUGGCCGUCAAGUGGUUCGAGGCUAUUCAGACCGGUCUUCCCAUGUGUGUCACUGCUGCCCUGUUUGGUCCAGUUAGGCUAGGACCUAAACAUCGUCAAAAGUACACCAACACCUACCUGCCUUGGGCUAUUCGUUCGGCCUACAAUUCCAAAUUUUUGAUGAAUGUCUAUUUCGAAAGGCACUGGGAACAAGACCUGGAUGAACUGAGGAAAGAGCUUAAUGUGGAACCAGCUCCGAUUCCACUGAUAAAGACUGGCAAAAACACUGUGACGAAAUGAGAACUAGUCUCUGAUGGCCGUAUAAAUUUGUCUUUCUAUACAGUAAAUUAAUUUAUACUGUUUUUUCCUUGAUUUUGAAAUUGACAAAAAUUUGAGAAAGUUUCACGCCUCAGUAGUGAAAGGUUUUGGGUCAACCAAAAGGGUUGGUUGGGUCUAUGUCCUAAUAGUAGUGAAAGAUGCAUGGACAAAUAGAUCUUUUUGAAGGGGGAGGGUUGAAGAAUUUCUUUUUAAGUGGCAAAAAGGAAAGAAAGAUUAAUUUAAAUUAAUUUAAUGUCCAUGAUAUUGUCAAAUAUUAUUAUUAUAUUUCUCUGUAACAUGGAUGAAGCUUUAUGCGUGCAUGUCUUUUUCUUGUCCUCAACCUAUUUAGGUUUGGGAAGACGAUACAUGAACUUCGUAGCCUAUUCCUUGAAGAAAUAAUUUCUCAAUUUUAAAAAAAUUCAUAUUCACAUUUCCUAAGCCACGCAGACUUGCUGUAGACUGUAAAUAGCAUAAACACCUGCUGAUCAGUUGGUAUAUGUGAAAUCGGGGAAUUUCAGAUCACUGUUUUCUUUUUUGUAUCACAAUAAAACACAAAAUUCUGUAAAUCAUGAAAA